AUGGAGCACAAUACCGAGGAGCCCCCACCACUGCCCGAGGCGGACCUCGACGCCUGGCUGGCCCAGGGGGGCGACGCCGAGGACAGUUCCGACGGCGAGGACGAGUACGCGGCCUGGCUCGACGGCGCGCUGGGCGCGGCGCGGACCCGGCUCCAGCGCGCCAAGGCCGAGGAGCUGCGCUUGGAUCGGCGCCUGAGCGGCGCGGAGGAGUCUGAUUGGAGCCGCUUCGUCCAGCAAAAGAAUGACUUAAUGGAGGACGUGACGAAGGAAGCCCAAAAGGCGCAGGCCGAAGCUAGAGCGAUCAUCGACGCGGCUGAUUUAUUAAGGCCGCCGCCGCCGCCGCCCACGCUCAUGAAAGGCGACUUCCGGCCACCGGCCGAGAUUCAUGACGACGUCCGUCGGGCGCUGGAGGCCUGCGUCCAGGCCGUCGAAUUUAUGAAGGUGGACGUCGUGAAGGCGCCGCGGGGGCCCGACGCCGAGCUGCGGGACGCGGCCGCGGACUUCGUCGUGGCGUUCUGGAGACGACGCUUUUUGUUGAGACCGAAGGGCAGCCUGCUGGAGCUCGAAGAAUGUAGAAGACGCUUUGCCGCGAAGCGCUCGGCGUACGGCGCGUGGCUCGGCGUCGAGGCGCUGUCGGUUGAGUUAAAACGCGAGCGGGCGCUUGCUAAAGAUCGGGAGGACGCGGCCGAGGCCUGUGCCGCGGCGGAGCGCGCCGCCGCGGAGCGCGAGGAGGCGGCGAGGAAAGCGGAGGUGCGACGAAGACAAAUAGAACGCGACGCGGAGGCCGCGGCGCGGGCGGCAAACGACGCGCGGCGCAUGCUCGACCUGCAGGACGCCUGCGACGCCGAGGAGGCCGCCGAGAAUUGCAGAAGGUACCUCCGCAAGCUCAAGCGCGCCAAGGCCACGAGCGCCUACACGACGAUCGCGGCCUUCGUCUCGUUCCGCGCGUGGCGCCGGAAGCGCGCCGCGCGGAAAGCGAAGCGCGAGGCCGAAUCCAUUCAAGAAGCGUGUGCGAUGAAGACGAUGCAUCUCGCAGACGUGGAAUCGCGGAAGCUGGUGGAGUUCUGGCGCGUCGAAGGUAUGAGAGAGCUGCGGGAGCGCAUGCAUAUGCGGGACGCGGAAUUAUAUGCGAAGAACGUUAUUCAGACGAGGGAGCGCGCCCGGCAGGCGGAGGAAAGGCAGCGGGCCGCGCUGCGCGCCGAUGCCGAACUGGCAAAACGCGUCGCCCGCGCGGCCGCCGUCCGCUUGGACAUGCUGGCGCGCCGGCGGGAGCGGUCGCAGGCGGGCGACGCCGCCGUCGCGUGCGCGCGGGCGGCAUUUUCCGCCGCGUCGGAAGCUGUCGGUAGCGUGGCCGGCGUCGCGGCCGUGCGGCGCUCGGCCGAGGCGUCAGAACGAGCCGAGGCCGAGGAGCGGGCGGAAAAGGCCGCCGCCGAAGCGGACGCGCGCGAGGCGGCGCGCGCGGCCGCGGCCGCGCGCGAGGCGACCGACGCCGCAUUAUUAUUGAAAAAUGACCGUCGCGCCGCCGCCGAGGCUGCGGCCGAGGCCAUGGUCCGGGCGUUCCACAACCAAGAUCAGAAGGAUGACGCCGCGCGGCGAAACGCGCGCGCCGUCCUGGACCAGCUGGACCCCGUCGCGCGGCGCCUCGCCGUCGUCGACCCGGCGUGCCUCCAGCGCGCCGCGCGCCUCUUUUCUGGUAAGGUGCCCCUGCGCGCGGACGCGCCGCCGCCGCCGCCUCCUUGCAUCGAGGACGACUGGGCCCGGCGCGCGGCGGCCGUCGUGCCGCCGCCGCCGCCCCGCGUCGACGCGCCCCAGGCCGUGUACGACGACACGCCCGCCGAGCGCUCGGCGCCGGGCCGGGUAUUUGGAGAGGACCAGCUCCACGCGGCCUGCGGCGGCGACUGCACGCGCGUGCCUACGUUAGAUUUGUCCGUCGAGAAGCUCGGCGGCGACCUUUCUUCACUACGAAAGUGCGCCAAGCUCGAGAAGCUCAACUUGAGCGUGAACGAGCUCGAGGCGUUCGACCUCGUCGCGCUGGGCCGGGCGCUGGCGGCGACGCGCGUGCGCACGCUGGCGUUGCGGGACAACCGCCUCGCGGGCGGCCUCGCGAAUUUGAAUAGGCUCAAGCUAACGGCGCUCCAUUUGGACGUGAACCGGCUGACCUCUAUAAAGGCGCUCGGUCUGCGACAACUAAGGGAGCUCUCGGUCUGCGACAACAAGCUGGGGUCGUCGGGCGACGGCGGCCUCAGCCUCGUGUUGCGGUGCGCGCCGUGCCUCGAGGUCCUGCGGGCGGCCGGGAACGCGCUCUCGACCUUCGACUGUCUGGCAAGGGCGCCCAAAUUAAGAGAACUGGAGCUGUCGCGGAACACGUUGGUGGAGUUCGACGGCCACGGCGCGUCGUCGAGCUUCCCGGCGUUAGUGGAUCUGGCGCUGGCGCACAACGCGUUGAGGAGGGCGCCGCGGGGCCUGCGCCUCGCCGGGCUCGAGCGGCUGCGGAUCGGCGGCAACCGCUUCGAGAAGUUGGACGACCUGGCGGCGCAGGAGGCCUGGCUGCCGCGCCUGCAGCGCCUCGACGCGGCCGACGGGGCAAUUACGAACUUGGGCGAGGCCCUGCGGUGCUGCCCCGCGGUGGAGGUGCUGAACCUCGCGCACAACGCCUUCGCGGACUUUGAUACACUGGCCGCCGCGCUGCGCGGCUGCCCGCUGCUGAGGGAUGCGAUGUUCCAGGGCAACCCCCUGCCGAUGGACGCGCUCGCGCGGGCCUGCGCGACGGCCUGGAAGGACAAGCUGGCGUGCGGCGGCGGCGCCGAGCGCGCGGGCGAGCGCGCCGCGGCGUUGGCUGUGUGCGCCGAGGCCGGCGUGCUCAGUCUAAAACGGCUCAACGGCGACGGCGUCGACGCGCUUUGUUUAAGGCAGCUCGCCUGGGCCUAUGAUUCAACGCGCGGCGGUGUUAAUGAUGACGUGACGGGCCGCCUCGGGGCCCUGGCCCGCCUCUUCCCGCGGCCCUGCGACGGCUGCGGCGGGCGGCUGGGCAUCGCGCCGUCGCUGCUCGCGGCGGUGCGCGGCGAGGCCGAGGCCGAGCCGAUCACGUGCCGCAAGUGCGGCGCGGUCUUCGAGCUGCCGCCCUGGCCUGUGUGUGCGGCGCGGCGGUGCGGGCCGCCGGCGGCGGCAAACGCUCAGCUAUCCUCGAAGCGGGACGCGGCCCUCGCGCUGCUGGCCGGCGUCGCGGCGUCGCGGCGGACGCGCAAGACGGACGACUGGACGCCGUGGCGCUGCGUGCGGCUCCUCGACCCGGCCCUGGCCGCGGCGACGGUCCAAGCUCGCGUGAGGCGCCGCCUCGCCAUGAAGCUACGACCGCGGCUCUUCGCGGCGCUCGCCGCAUGUCAAAGCAGACGCGACGCCUCCGUCGCGCGGCUGCAGGCCAUCCACCGCGCCAGGCGCGUGCGCCGCCGCUUCCACCGCGCGCUCGACGGGUGCAUCUACGUCGACGACGACCUCGUGAACUUCAACGAAGGUGUUGAUGUUGACGCUUUUUUGGGAGGCGACGUGGCGCGGGCCUUCGAGGAGGAGGAGGCUCUGCCUUCCUUCGCACGCCAGCCGCGUCUCCAAGUCGGACCGGGCGGAGAUCUCGUUGGUCGGCCGCCGUCCGCCGACGUCGUCCUGCCCGACAUCUUCGCGGGCCGGGGGCAGACGCCGGACCGGGACAUCCUCCGGUCGUCCUCCGCGCCGCACUCCGUUGUUGAAUCCGUCGCGUCCGUGGCGGAGCCGAGGCGCCGCCGCCGCCGCCACCGCCCGCCGCCCGCGCCGAUGCCGACGUCGCAGAUCGCGCGCGACCGCCAGGCGCGGGCGCGGGCGCGGAAGAAGGCGACGCCGGCUUGGGCUUCGAAGCCUGGUGGGUAA
Pelagomonas calceolata is the source of this 3897-nucleotide messenger RNA. Lineage: Eukaryota; Pelagophyceae; Pelagomonadales; Pelagomonadaceae. The record is from the annotation of a GenBank genome assembly.